GUGGACACAUCUGGAGCGUAGCUGCAGUGGAGGGCGUGCUGGAGAUCAGAGGGAGACUCACAGCCUCAGGGAUCCCAGACUCACCCCUCCUCCCCCGCGGAGAGCCGAAAAACACCGGAUCCGCGGACGCUCGCCCCUCGGAGAAACGGACGGCGUCCGAAAGAAAACGGCAGAGAGAGAGAGGGGGAAGAAAAGAGAGACGGACGGAGAGACGGACGGAGAAGGUGAGAAGAGGGAGUGAGGGUGAGAGAGAGAAAGGGAGAGAGGGAGAAGGAGGAGGAGAGGGCUGGAACUCAGCGCCUUUUGGACCCUGGGAAGAGCCUUUGGAAUGGACCUGGCCGCUAGCUGGAGGAACCCACUGCCGGCCCCCGUCCCCAAAUCAGAGGAGGCAGGGUAGAGGGUCCCCGCCGCCCUUCCCACGACCCCCCUAUUCCCAAAUGAGGAUGAACGGAGAUGUCCUUUAGCUGAGACCCAAAGUGCGCGUUUCGGAGGCGAGCGGGUGACCGUGCGGAGGAGGAGGGGGGGGAGCGGGGGAGAGAGGACGUCAGCGGGAUUAGCGGCCGCAUGUGGGCGCGGAGGCUGGUGGCGGUGGCCUCGGGGGUGGCCCUGCUGUCCCUCGUGCUGAACAACACGGCGGCGUUCACGCCCAGCUGGGUGGUGCAGGCGCUGGAGGACGGGCGCAAGCGGAGCGUGGGGCUCUGGAGGAGCUGCCCCUACCCCCCGGGGACGGGGGAGCGCGCCCGCGACCAGGGCGGGCGCUGCCAGGCGCUGAGCUGGGGCUCCGACCCCGCCGGCUACCAGGAGUCGCGCAGCACCGUCAGGCUGCAGUUCGACAUGAUGCGGGCCUGCAACCUGAUGGCGACGGUGGCCCUGACGACGGGGCAGCUGAUCUUCCUGCUGGGGCUCCUGGAGCUGCCGGUGGUGGGGCAGGACUCGCAGUGGUGGGAGGAGGCCAUCGCCGCCCUCUUCCAGCUGGCCAGCUUCGUGCUGGUCAUCGGGCUGGUGACGUUCUAUCGCAUUGGUCCGUUCACACACCUGUCCUACUCGUGCUACCUGAACAUUGCCGCCUGCUUGUUGGCGACGCUGGCGGCCGCGGUGCUCAUCUGGAACAUUCUACACCAGCGGGAGGACUGCCUCGCGCCACGCAUCGUCUUCAUCAGCCGAUCGCUUACGUCUCCGCUGCGCCCGCGCCUCGACAACGACUACGUGGAAUCUCCCUGCUGAACCCGAACCCAUUUACCCAACACCCACCAGCAGAGGAUCAUGGACCGUGGCGAUGGGUCAAGCAAGCCUCAUUCGGAUUACCGUGAAUUCGGUUGCCGGGGUUCCGUUUAGUCUUGGCGUUAUCCGUCUGUGUUUUUUUGUUGUGUAGCUUAUUCUUGCGCAACGCAGUAGCGUGAUGCCAAAGUCUGGGCAAAGUUUCACGGUCAGAUAAGGUCAAAAACCUGAGUGAUUACUUAUAUUAUUUAUAGAUUCAACCUUAAAUUAGCACAACAUGAAUAUGCUGCUAAUGCAACUUAACACAGCACAUCAAAACAAAUAGUUUCAGAUAGUACAAGCAUUUUCCAAAUUUACGCAUAUUUAAGAUUUCUACUGGUAGGUUGCAAUAUAUUCAUCAAGGGCUAUUUGGUACCAGACUAUAAAUGUAGUGGUAACUAUGUUCAUGUAAAUUGACCAAGAAUGUUGGAAAGAACAAAAAUUGAAGUGGAUGGGGAACAACGCUAACUCAUGGAUUUAUUUCCUUUUAUAACACGCUCGCUUGUGGUACAUGUAUUAAGUAUACCAAUUUUGUAUGGUCAUAUAAAUAUUAUACUGUUAUUCCAUCACAUUUCUACUUGUGUGUUUCUGUUGAGAAGUGUCUUUUAUUACCUGCUUAACGCAGGUAAAUAUGUAAUAAAUGUAUGAACAUCUUUGUAGCACAGUCA
This is a messenger RNA of Conger conger (European conger), 1925 nucleotides long. Its product is annotated as transmembrane protein 204-like. The coding region runs from base 565 to 1224 and encodes 219 amino acids. The transcript has 3 exons. Lineage: Eukaryota; Metazoa; Chordata; Actinopteri; Anguilliformes; Congridae. The record is from RefSeq and is a predicted model, not a curated record.